AUGGCUGACGAAGAAGAGCGCGUCAAGGCUGAGAAGCUAGCCGCCGCCAAAAAGAGGGUAGCCCAAUUGCAGAAACAAAAGAAGAGAGCCAGCAAGAAGUCCACCGGUCCAGACGCUCUCAAGGACUCGGAAACCCCCAAAGACUCGGCCACUCCUGCGGAAGAAACGCCCGCGCCGAAAGAGAAGCAAGAUGAAACCACUGCCACCCCCGAAGCCACAGAGAAGAAGCCAGAGGAGGGAGGAGAAGAACAGAAGGAGGAAGAGAAGCCCACUGAUCCGGGGCAAUCUUCCGAACGCGAAGGAUCCCCAACCGAACCUAUGCCCGAAGCCCCUACGGCCCUCCCGUCAGAAAUCGACUCUUCAAGACUAGACGCCCCGCGUCCUCAUGGCCGCCAGCCAUCACUAUCAAUUCAGUCAAAGAUGCGGUCCUCAUCAUUCCGCAAAACCUCUGUCUCCCAAGGCAGUGUUUCGCCUUCUCCGUCUACUAUAAGGUCGCCGUCGUUACCUCCCUUGAAUGCUGAUGGGGAUUCGGUUCAGGAGGUUUACCGGAAACAGUCUACGCAAAUUGGGGAGUUGGAGAAGGAUAACAAGCGGCUAGAAAAGGAGCUCGAGGAAGCUACUGGGCGGUGGCGGAAAACCGAGGAGCAGCUGGAAGACCUCCAAGAAACUACUGCUGAUAUGGCGGAACUGAAAGAUAAGUUGGAGAAGGCGGAGCAAAAGGUCGCAGAGAUUGAUGCACUGGCUGGUAUGUUGAUGUACGCACAGAAAGAGGAAAUUGCUUCUCUUCAAAGACAGAACUCACAUCUCCAAUCAAAGUCUCAUCGCAACAAUGCACCUGAAUCUCUGCCAUCUGACCUAGUACAACAACUAGAAUCCAAGUCUGCCACUAUCGAAGCGAUGGAGUUGGAGAUUUCUAACCUUCGUGCCAAUGAGACCCAAAUCAACACAUUAGAGCAAAAGGUCUCAACUAGCGAGUCGGCUCUUGGGGAAACACAGCGCGAACUUGCUGACACUAAGCAAGCUCUCACUCGGGCUUCUGAGAAGGCAGUCAAGGAAGGCGUCGAGAAGACAUCUACAGAGACCCUGAUCAAGAACUUGGAGCGGGAGAUUGAACAACUGAAGCAAAACAAGACUGAAGCAGAGAAGAAGAACGAGACACUUGAGAAGAAACUUGAAGCACUUGGGAACCUUCACAGAGAGUCUGAAUCACGGCACCAGGCCCGCCUCCAAGAAGGCGAAAAAACCGAGAAAGAAGCAGCGGUUCUGAAAAAUAAAUUAGCCAGCGUCGAAAACGAAAACCUGCGCUUGAAGGAAGAGCAAGAGUCUCUCAAUAUUCGCCUAAAAGAACAACAGGAGCCUGGCAGCAAACGUGAUCUUAGCGGCGGAGCCGACGACGAAGCCCUAGAUGAGCUCGAAAACGAAGGCCGUGCCCAUCUGGAGCGCCGUAUCCGCGAGCUCGAAGGUGAGGUCUUCGAACUUCGUCGCGGUGUCUGGAAGGAGAGACGACAAGAACUCGAAGCAGAUCAAUACGGCCUGACCCCACCCAACGAGUCAGACGCCAAUGCAUUCGACGACGUCGAUUUGGUUGGCGGUGCUCCGGAACACGCUCGACGGCGCAGCAUCGCCCAACAACAACAACAACAACAACAACAACAACAACAGCGCCACUCCUCUUUCUCCACCGUCCUAUCAAGCGGCCUCGCUGCCUUUACUGGUGGCGGAAACAACCGCGGCCGUGCAUCCUCGAGUACUAGUAACCAGAACCAAGGCUAUCCCCCGGCUACACGCGGAAGUCUGGAACUCCUCUCGGAAGAGAAUAUCGACGAUUUCGACGAGGACGCAUUCGCGCGCGCGCAAGCUGAAGAAGAAGGAAGAAAGCGCGUGGAGUGGGCGAGGGAGAUCAAGUCUAAGCUUAAUGAAUGGAAAGGGUGGCGGUUGGAUUUGGUGGAUAGUAGGGCUGGGGCUGAGGGUGCGGGUGUUGGUAUGGGUGAGAUUUUUGUCAUUUAG
Aspergillus ruber CBS 135680 is the source of this 2007-nucleotide messenger RNA. RefSeq lists its product as uncharacterized. The transcript is spliced from 3 exons. Bases 1 to 2007 code for a protein of 668 amino acids. NCBI's taxonomy places the organism in Eukaryota, Fungi, Ascomycota, Eurotiomycetes, Eurotiales, Aspergillaceae. The record is from RefSeq and is a predicted model, not a curated record.